This is a messenger RNA of Mustela lutreola (European mink), 2570 nucleotides long. It is a transcript of the gene IMPDH1, whose product is annotated as inosine monophosphate dehydrogenase 1. The record is from RefSeq and is a predicted model, not a curated record. Bases 79 to 1899 code for a protein of 606 amino acids. The transcript has 16 exons. Gene Ontology annotation, cellular component: cytoplasm. Gene Ontology annotation, biological process: GTP biosynthetic process. Gene Ontology annotation, molecular function: IMP dehydrogenase activity. Lineage: Eukaryota; Metazoa; Chordata; Mammalia; Carnivora; Mustelidae.
CUGCGCUCACUCCCCAGCGGGGGCCCGGGGAGCCUCCAGGCGGAGCGGCUCCCGCCCGCCCUGAGCAGCGGCCUCCGCAUGGAGGGGCCGCUUGCUCCACUAACGGGGUCGGGGCCGCUGCCGCCACCGCCGCCGCUUCGGGGAGGCGGAGCCGCCGCCGUUCCGGAGCCCGGAGCCCGGCAACACCCCGGACACGAGACGGCGGCGCAGCGGUACAGCGCCCGUCUGCUGCAGGCCGGCUACGAGCCCGAGAGCAGCAUGGCGGACUACCUGAUCAGCGGCGGCACCGGCUACGUGCCAGAGGAUGGGCUCACCGCGCAGCAGCUCUUCGCCAACGCCGAUGGCCUCACUUACAACGAUUUCCUGAUUCUCCCAGGAUUCAUAGACUUCAUAGCUGAUGAGGUGGACCUGACUUCAGCCCUGACUCGGAAGAUCACCCUGAAGACGCCACUGAUCUCCUCCCCGAUGGACACUGUGACAGAAGCCGACAUGGCCAUUGCCAUGGCUCUGAUGGGCGGUAUUGGUUUCAUUCACCACAACUGCACCCCGGAGUUCCAGGCCAACGAGGUGCGGAAGGUCAAGAAAUUUGAACAGGGCUUCAUCACGGACCCCGUGGUGCUAAGCCCCUCACAUACUGUGGGUGACGUGUUGGAGGCCAAGAUCCGGCAUGGCUUCUCUGGCAUCCCCAUCACGGAGACAGGCACCAUGGGCAGUAAGCUGGUGGGCAUUGUCACCUCCCGAGACAUUGACUUUCUUGCCGAGAAGGACCACACCACCCUCCUUAGCGAGGUGAUGACGCCACGGAACGAGCUGGUGGUGGCUCCUGCCGGUGUAACCUUGAAAGAGGCAAAUGAGAUCCUGCAGCGCAGCAAGAAAGGGAAGCUGCCUAUUGUCAACGAUCGUGAUGAACUGGUGGCCAUCAUUGCCCGCACUGACCUGAAGAAGAACAGGGAUUACCCUCUGGCCUCUAAGGAUUCCCACAAGCAGCUGCUGUGUGGGGCGGCCGUGGGCACCCGGGAGGAUGACAAAUACCGCCUGGACCUGCUCACCCAGGCAGGCGCCGACGUCAUAGUGCUGGACUCCUCCCAAGGGAACUCUGUGUAUCAGAUCGCCAUGGUGCACUACAUCAAGCAGAAAUACCCCCACCUCCAGGUGAUUGGGGGGAAUGUGGUGACAGCGGCUCAGGCCAAGAACCUGAUUGAUGCCGGUGUAGACGGGCUGCGCGUGGGCAUGGGCUGUGGCUCCAUCUGCAUCACCCAGGAAGUGAUGGCGUGUGGUCGGCCCCAGGGCACUGCCGUCUACAAGGUGGCUGAGUAUGCCCGGCGCUUUGGAGUGCCAGUCAUAGCGGAUGGUGGCAUCCAGACCGUGGGGCAUGUGGUCAAGGCCUUGGCUCUGGGAGCCUCCACAGUGAUGAUGGGCUCCCUGCUUGCUGCCACCACGGAGGCCCCUGGCGAGUACUUCUUCUCCGACGGGGUGAGGCUCAAGAAGUACCGGGGCAUGGGCUCCUUGGACGCCAUGGAGAAGAGCAGCAGCAGCCAGAAACGAUACUUCAGUGAGGGGGAUAAGGUGAAGAUCGCACAGGGUGUCUCGGGCUCCAUCCAGGACAAAGGCUCCAUUCAGAAGUUCGUGCCCUACCUCAUAGCGGGGAUCCAACAUGGCUGCCAGGAUAUCGGCGCCCGGAGCCUGUCCGUCCUGCGGUCCAUGAUGUACUCAGGAGAGCUCAAGUUCGAGAAGCGGACCAUGUCGGCUCAGAUCGAGGGCGGCGUCCAUGGCCUGCACUCCUAUACCUUUCUGCCGUUUACGAGAAGCGGCUGUACUGAGGAUGGUGGUGGAAGCUGGGGCAGUGGAGGGGGUGCGCCCCAGGGUGCCCCUUUGAGCACCGCCUCCCUCCAUAACUGAGUGGUCCAUAGAUUUGCACUACGGAUUCCGCAGCUCCUUUCCAGGGAGAGAGGAGGGGAGCCCCUGAGGGUCUGUGGCCCCCUCCUGGCCAACCCCUGCAGAGUUCGGACUGCUCCCAGGGCUCGGCUGCCCUGGGGGUCCCCCUAGGUUCCCCCUCCUUCAGUCCCCCUGAGCCUAGCCAGCCUGGGCUCUCAGGCCAUGUGCCUGCCUCAGGUCUUUCUCGCUGCAGCCUGCUCCGGCCUGGCGCCCACCCCUGGGGCAGGUGGCCCCUCCUGGCUUCUGUAGGGCACCUCCCUCCCCACCCCCCACCCCAGAAAUGGUGCUCUCCUGGCCCUGCCUCUGGCCUUUCUUGGGCUGCUGCCCCCUCAGCCAUGUGGCACUUCUGGGCUCCUGACCUAGGCCAGAGGGAGGUCUCUGCCCCCUUCCCCUGGCCCUAGGCUACUCGGGCCGGCUCCUCAGGCCGCUGCCCCCACCCCCACCCUUGGCCCUGGCCCUGGAGAGGAGGCUGCCCUUCAUUCCUGACUCACCGUCAUCCCCAGGUGUACCAUUCCUGCCCUCUCCUCUCAGCUGCAGUCGAAGGCUUUAACUUUGCACACUUUGGGGUCACAGUUACGUCAUUGUAUAUUAAAUAAUCGGAAUAAAUCAAGAGGUCUUAAUACCUCUCCAUCCUG